CUCAGCCAUUAGACAAAACAUUUUCAAAUCCUAUUACAAGAUCGAAUAGCCCAGUAUCAGAAAGCAGAAAUACAACUGAUAAUGAAAAUUCUAAUCCGCCUACCUCAAAAAAGACUAAAUAA
Racocetra persica is the source of this 122-nucleotide messenger RNA. NCBI's taxonomy places the organism in Eukaryota, Fungi, Glomeromycota, Glomeromycetes, Diversisporales, Gigasporaceae. The record is from the annotation of a GenBank genome assembly.